AUGCUCAUCGAAGUGGAACAUCUGGACUCUAAGAUACUGACGCUGAAGGUAGAUAAUGAGAUUUCAGUAGAAAACUUGAAAAAAGCCAUCAGCCAGAGUAUACACAUACCCACAUCAUACUUGACCUUGGCAAGUAACGGUGCUUUACUGGAGGAUGGUUUUCGGUUCUCUCCAGGCCAUUCAGAUGACACGUGCAAGGUCCUCUUAUUCCUGCGAAGAGGAGAAAAAAUUAAGACAAAUUUAGAGGUUGACUUCGGACACGGGAGGGUUGUGCUCAUCGCGGCCUGCAUGAAUUGGAAAGUGAGUGAAUUAAAACAAGUCUUGCAGAAUGCGAUUGGGGGAGAGCCCUUUGACAAAAAGGUCUUUACGUUUGCUCGAUACAUUCUGGAGGACGACAGAACUCUUGAGGAAUACAAACUGAAGGAAGGCUCUCGGAUUACGGUUUUCAGUUACCUCGAACCUCAACCUACCUCUGAAGUGGAUAAAGAUGCUUCGAUAAUCAGGAACGGAGUAGAACCCCAACUUUCACCAAAGUCCGAUUCAAAACCUUCCAAGCCGUCUGACGUCCCUCAAAAAUCAGUGUCAACAGAAAACUUUCCUCAAUAUAAACUCUCCGAAGAACCAGUUCAAACUAUUAACAAGCAGUCAUCGGUUUCUCCGCCACACUCAUCACCCCAAUCAAGGAAGUCUUACUUACCAAUGAGAACAGAGGAGACAAACUCCACCCUUCAAGUGGCGCCUGUGUCACCAUCAACAGCUGAACAAAGUCCGCCGUGGGCUAUACCAGUAAAUCGCACCGUCAGCCAAUCGCCAAAAGACCCUAACACCUCGCCAAUCACCUCAGAGCCCCAAACACUCAGGUCGGCUUUCAAUGAGCCCAAAACAAUCACAAUACCUGGAGGGUUUCGCCAAAGCCGUCAGAGAUCGGGAUUCGCGAAACAAUUAUCAACGCCAUUACCGUCCACCAAUAAUGAUAAAAUGAGCAUUAACUUUACGGACGGGCGAAGAGUUAUAACUUUGGAACUUCAGGCGUCUGCGACGGUUUCUGAGGGUUUGGAGGCCUUGGAAGCGAAACUUCCGGCGAGUGACAAGAACCAGAUUUAUUUGUUCAAGGGUGCUGUUCAAAUGGACGGACGUCAUCCUCUGAAACACUAUGGAAUUGUGCAUGGAACUACAGUAUCCGAGGUGCUCUACUGGGAGUUGGUGCGUGGCGGAGGUGGGCUCAUGCGCGUGGGGCGUGCCCCGUGUCCUGAAAGCGACUCGCUGACCCCCUGGCGCGACGACGUGGGGCGCGGUGUGGAGGAAUGGGGGUGGGACAACUGGGUGGCCGGGAUGAGGCGCGCCACGGAAUGUUUACAGAUGGGUGCACUCUGA
Mesocestoides corti is the source of this 1374-nucleotide messenger RNA. The record is from the annotation of a GenBank genome assembly. NCBI's taxonomy places the organism in Eukaryota, Metazoa, Platyhelminthes, Cestoda, Cyclophyllidea, Mesocestoididae.